AUUAAAAAUACAAUUAUUUCAAUGAGAAAUUGUGAAAAAUAUUCAAUCAAGGAAAUAUCUAACGCUUGCAAUUUAACUCGAAAUGCUGUUGGUCGUGUUAUAAAAAAUAGUGAUAAUAAUAUACCCUUCACGUCAUCUACAGUAAAAAGAAAAGAAACGUAUAAAAUCAAAAGUUCUAUAAAUACAAACAUUGAACAGACAAUAUUUAAUUUCGUGGUCUGUAACAAUGCCGUAGUUCAAAAAGAAAUUCAAACGCAAAUUUUAGAACAACAUGGUAAAAACGUUUCAAUCUCAUUUGUUUCCCGUAAAUUAAAGAAAUUAAUAUUGACACGAAAAAGAUUAGCAAUUAUUCCUCAAGAAAGAAACACCAUGGAAAGAAUAAAUCAGAGAUCAAUUUUUGCGGCAGAAGUUGCUAGAAUUGCUGAUUCAAAUUUGGUUUUUUUAGACGAAACCGGAUUCAAUAAACAUAUAGUGCGCUCAUAUGGCUAUUCUCCAAAAGAUACAAAAGCGUACUUCACAGUUCCUGCAAAUAAAGGACAAAAUGUUAGCCUCAUGUGCUUAAUUUCCAAUUUAGGAGUUGAAUGUUACCAAUACAAAAGCGGCGCAUGCAAUACACAAUCAUUUAUUGAUUUUAUCAACAACAAACUAGUACUAUUCUUUGCAGUAAAUCCAAAUAAAAUUCUUAUCCUAGAUAAUGCAAAAUUUCAUAAAGCAGCUGCAGUACUUCAAUUACUAAGAGAAAAAAAUAUUACUAACAAGUUUUUAGUACCAUACUCCCCUGAAUUAAACCCAAUCGAAGAGUUCUUUUCAAUGUUAAAAUCCAAUUUCAAAUCCACGAGAAAUGCUAAUCCCGAUAUGACUGUUGAAGAAACUCUAGAAUCUAUUUUAUCACCUGAUAAUAGUUAUAGUCAACAGUGCAAUGCCUUUUAUACAAAUAUGAGAAGAUGGUUGGAAAAGGCAAUAAGAAGAGAAGAAUUUAUCUAAUUAAAAUAUUUAAAAUGA
Hydra vulgaris (swiftwater hydra) is the source of this 1002-nucleotide messenger RNA. RefSeq lists its product as uncharacterized. NCBI's taxonomy places the organism in Eukaryota, Metazoa, Cnidaria, Hydrozoa, Anthoathecata, Hydridae. Gene Ontology annotation, molecular function: nucleic acid binding. The record is from RefSeq and is a predicted model, not a curated record.